This is a messenger RNA of Vicia faba (fava bean), 1005 nucleotides long. The record is from the annotation of a GenBank genome assembly. Lineage: Eukaryota; Viridiplantae; Streptophyta; Magnoliopsida; Fabales; Fabaceae.
AUGGCAGAUAAAAACAAUAGCGAUAGCAUCAUCAGUGAAGAAUCUGAAAACAACAAGAACAACCUCCCAAAAGUAUUCCAUCACGUUCCACCAGAAUUCUCCUCCAUUCUCCAACCCAAACCAUCACAAAACUUCCAUAUCUUAAACCCCGGUUGCCUACCCUCUCUCCACCAAUUCAUAGCCACCAAUCCUCACCAAGCCUCCUCCAUCGUCGCCAUAGUCUGUAGCCAUGUCUACACCGUCACUCCCGACCUCCUCCAACUUCUCCCCUCCCUCCGUCUCAUCUGUUCUAGCGCUGGUACUGAUCACAUUGAUCUCUCUGAGUACCGCCGUCGGCAAAUCCAGGUCGCCGGUAUCGGAAAUCUUUUUUCCGACGAUGUUGCUGAUAUGGCUGUGGGUUUGUUGAUUGACGUCAGCAGGAAACUUUCCCCCGCCGAUCGGUUCUUGAGAAGACUGCUUCAACCUUCCUCUUGCGAGUUUCCACUUGGUUCUAACUUGACAGGAAAAAAGAUUGGAAUUGUUGGUAUGGGAAAAAUUGGCUCAGAAGUAGCAAAGAGGCUGGAAGCAUUCAGCUGCAAGAUAUCAUACAACUCUAAGAACAAAAAACCAUUAGUUUCAUACCCUUUCUAUUCAACUGUCUUAGAGCUUGCAACUAACACCAAUGUACUUAUUCUCUGUUGUGCACUAAAUGACCAAACAAGACACGUUGUGAACAAAGAAGUCAUGUUGGCAUUGGGAAAAGGAGGAAUCAUAGUGAAUGUUGGAAGAGGUGGUCUCAUUGAUGAAAAGGAAUUGUUAAGGUGUUUGAUUGAAGGUGAGAUUGGAGGAGCUGGUUUGGAUGUGUUUGAGAAUGAACCUCAUGUUCCUAAACAGUUCUUUUUUUUGGAUAAUGUUGUUCUUUCACCACAUGUAACUUUAGAGUCUUUCAAUGGUAUCAGCAACGUUGUGGAGCAGAAUUUUGAAGCCUUAUUUUCAAAUAAGCCUCUGAUUACUCCAAUUAUAUAG